Molecule: messenger RNA, 3228 nt
Organism: Nothobranchius furzeri (turquoise killifish)
Lineage: Eukaryota; Metazoa; Chordata; Actinopteri; Cyprinodontiformes; Nothobranchiidae
Gene: aqp9b
Product: aquaporin 9b
Biological process (GO): glycerol transmembrane transport; water transport
Cellular component (GO): plasma membrane; basolateral plasma membrane
Molecular function (GO): glycerol channel activity; urea transmembrane transporter activity; water channel activity
Source: RefSeq, a predicted model, not a curated record
GGUGACAGCCUGCGCCGACUCUCGCGCCCGGACUCCAUCCCAGUUGUUUGCUGUUUGUUGUGGCCGGAGGAGCACAUUAAGAAGGCGCAUAAAAGAUGGAAGAGGAGAGCAGGAGGAAGAUGAAGGAGAAGUUCGGCUUGAGGCAGAACAUCUUUAAAGAGUUCCUGGCGGAAUUUCUGGGGAUCUUUGUCCUGAUACUCUUUGGUUGCGGUGCAGUGGCCCAGACUGUGCUGAGCAAAGGUGCUCUGGGAGAGCCGCUCACCAUCCACGUUGGUUUCACUCUGGGGGUCAUGAUGGCUGUCUACAUGGCAGGGGGAGUUUCAGGAGCUCAUGUGAACCCUGCAGUCUCUCUGGCCAUGGUGAUUCUGGGGAAAUUACCUCUGAAGAAGUUUCCCGUGUACGUGGUGGCACAGUUCCUGGGUGCUUUUGCUGGGUCCUGUGCUGUUUUUGUGUUGUAUUAUGAUGCUCUAAUGGACCACACCAACGGACAGUUUGAAGUUAUUGGUGCAAACGCCACCGCUAACAUCUUUGCAUCUUAUCCUGCUAAACACCUCUCUGUUCUCAACGGGUUUGUUGAUCAGGUAAUCGCAACUGGUGCACUGAUCCUGUGCAUUCUGGCAAUCACCGACAGGAAGAAUAUCGGCGCCCCUAAAGGAAUGGAGCCUCUGUGUAUUGGACUGAUCAUCAUGGCCAUUGGGGUUUCCAUGGGUCUGAACUGUGGCUAUCCCAUAAACCCGGCACGGGACCUCGGGCCGCGUCUUUUCACAGCAGUGGCAGGGUGGGGCAUGGAGGUGUUCAGUGCUGGAGGCUGUUGGUGGUGGAUCCCUGUUGCAGGACCCAUGGUGGGCGGAGCCAUUGGAGCUGGGAUUUACUUUGUCUUCAUUGAGCUGCACCAACAUGAACCUGAGAGACAAGUAGACAACAACGUCCAGGACAAAUAUGAAGUUAUUGCACUGAGUUAAAGCUCGGUUCACAGAGUAUUAAAACUCAAAAACACAACAAUGAGGCAAUAAAAUCUAUUUAUAAACUGCAGGUUUUGUAAUUUGCAACAUUAUGAAUAGCUGGCAAAAGAGCACAUGUUGUUGUUGGACUUUUCAUAAUAACUUUUGCAUUGCUGAAAAGCUAUGCAACAUUUUAUGCAGUCUCCUUCAAACUGGAACCUUCUCCUCUUUUUUAGGGUUUACCAAAAUCAUUUGAACAUUUUUACAGUGUAAAUCUUACCACAACCUACCAAGCAGCAGCUCAUGGGGCACACAGUGUAAAUAUAGUUGUUAUUAAUUAAUCAUUUUAUUUGUGUCUUUUUUCAGUUUCAAAUCAUCUUUUUCAUUUCAUUAUUUCGAUGUGCUUAAAAUCACAUAGAUUAUGUGUGACAUGUAUAGAUGUUCCAGCCUUAAAUAGUUGGCUUUUCUCUGUAUUUCUUAUUUUUCCACCAAUAUUCUGAAAUGUUGUGCUAUUUAAAGCUGUUUUAUAAAUUUGGAUCACAACCUUUCUCUUUGUAACAAAAGCCAUAACAGAAUUUUUGUUAGCUGAAGGAAAGUCGUAGAGUUAAUUUCCUUAAAGAAACUUUAUGAAUUAUUUCCUUGUUGAGUUUUAACUGAGACAGAACACAAGACCAUGAGGUUUGAUAUAAGCCAGAAACUAGAUCACAGUCAUAAAUUAAAAUUCAAAAGAAACAAGUACAAAAAUGUACAGAUUAUGCAUGUAAAUUGUGUUUGAAAACUAUAAUUUUAUUUUUAUGGAAGAAAAAAUCAGAUAUAAGCUAAGCACUAGUUUUUUAUGCCACUACUGUUGUUCCUAAAAUGUUAUUUUAAUGACCUCUUUUGUUUUGCAGAAGCACAAAGGUUAGAAAAUGCACAAGGCACUAAUUUAGCUACUUGACAGUCACACAGGAUUUUAAUUCUUCCUCUUUAAAAAUGGCAAACAUUUGUUUUAAUUGAAAGUAGGGGUGGGACUUUAACGUAUUAUUUAUGAUUAGUUAAAUAGAAAAGAAUAACGCGUUAAGAAUUUACCUCUUUGAGCCAGAGUUCCCCCAAUUGGGGGCCAGAAAAAUUUUGCGUCACAAUUAAUGUCCUGUGUAUUAAUAAAUAUCAUCAAGCAGCACCUUUAGCAAAAGGGUUACAAACACAACUAAAACCAUUAUGUGUUCUUGUUGGUAGUAAGCAGGCAGUUUGUAAUUUUAUACAAAUUAACAUUAUUACAGCAGGAGGAUCAAGUAAAACACAAGCAUUCAUCUUGUGUUCAGUUCAGUACACAACAUUUACAAUGUUCCACAUCCAUAGGGGGCCUAAAGCCUGAGUCAUGCUUCUACGUCUGCGUCAGUGCGGAGACACGCAACGACAUUGUCCGUCCUUGCGAGCCUGCUGGAGAGCCCUCACAUGGACCGACGGAGUCGAGCACUCUUUUCUAAACAUCCGUCUGUCGAGACGGAGAACGCAAACUUGUGAUUGGUCAGGGCCCCGCUGUUGUCUACACCGGCACAAUUACAACCUCAUAAACAUAAAAAGAGCCGAGGAUAACUAGCAGCAGACACGGAGAAGCUUGAAGAGUACCUCGUGAAAAAACUCUAAAAAUAUGAACGCUUAAUUCCCCAGUGACUGGAGGAGUAAAAAGAUGCGAAGCAAGCGUUUUAUUUGUGGACGGAAAUGACAGAAAACAUGGGUUUGGAGGUGGCGAGCGCAUGAAGAGGUGGAGGAGAAUGAGAGAUAAAUUUGUCUGUGUUAAAAGUCUCUUAUAUACAAAAAAACCCACAAUAUAAACACACUAUCUUGGACCGAUACAUGACAGGAUGCCAAAGAACAGCGCUACGCCCUCUGUUGUCCUGGCGGGGAAUUGCUUUUUUAAUCACGUCUCACCCCUAAUUUAAAGUCCAUCGCUGAUAGUCUCCAUUUGGUUUGAUUUUCGUCCAAUUCAGCUGCAUAUCCAGCACAGACCCUGUGCCCUUCAGUUUAGAGGUAAUUUCUAAGCGUUCUCUCAUCCAACACUUUAUUGUCAUUUGUAAAUUUUCCAAAUGUUUUCUCAAGCAUCAAUCUAAAAAAAACAUGAUUAUCUGUAAUUGUGCAUGAAAAAAAAUUUUUGGGAGGGUUUUUCUUGUAAAAAGCAGUGAUGAUUAAAUGUGUAAUCACGUGAGAUGAGAUGAUGUUUUGUGAUGUGCAAGCGUGUGAUUUGGUGUAAAAAUUCAGCUUAUGUUAGGUAGCUUUGUACAAAUAAAACAAAUAUUUUCCCACUGAA